AGGGUUUUACACUUCCAUAUCAUAUCACCUACUUUAAAAAGACUUCCUUUUGCCUUUUUCUUCUCCUCCUUUCUGUAACAGAGAAUCCAAACCAGAUUUCUUCCUUUUAGUCUUGUUGAUUUCUUUCCCAAUCUUUCAGAAUUCCUCUGCAAUUCAGCGAUGGACUUCAAUCAACGGGUUGACAACGACAAGGCUUCAACAUACUUUGCUUCUGCUUCUGCUUCUGCUUCUGGUGAUGGCUACUUCACUGAACAAGCAUUGCGUGUGGGUUAUAUUAGUAGUGACAUGGUGAAGAAUGAUCCUUUGAGAAAUCCAACGAAUGUUGGAGCAUCCAUUCAGCGGGAGAUCGAGAAGGAGAGGAUAAGAGAAGAGAUCAUGGCUGAAGAGAGGCGGGCUCUUGAAAUAGAGGUCAGGAGGGAGUUGCUAUUGGAAAAAGAGUUAAUGUUAUUAGCUCUGCAGCGAAGGGCUCAGUCCCAUGGGCUUUCUUUAAUGGCUUCUUCAGCGUCAAUGUUAAGGGCUGAUCAGAGGCUCUCUAUGGUGAUUCAUCCAGAGGGUGGUAGUAGGCUCGACGAGAGUUUUGCUGCGCUUCCUAUUCGUGCUGAGGUUGGCAUGCAUCAAGCAGAAGGGGCUAAGCUUGAGGAGAGACUCUCGUUGCCGCUUCCUUCUGAAGUUGGGGUCGUGGAGAAGCUUCCGUUGCAGAGAACUUCAGAGCCCAGGGUGGGGGAUGUUAAGCCUCCUUCUGAUGUGGGCAAGGGGCAAGUUUUAUUCUUUGCAAAGCCUACAAGUUCUAUUCUCGCUGGAAUGAAAAGGAAAGUUGUGGAACCACAAUCAGCCAUAGCAAUUGCUGGUCUGCUUCCUUCAGCCGGUUCAAAGAAGAAACCCCAGGAGUGGAGUUGCGCUCUCUGUCAAGUAAGUGCAACAAGUGAGAAGGGUCUGAAUGAUCAUGUCCAAGGGAGAAAGCACAAGUCCAAGGAAGCUGCCCUUCUGGCAAGUAAGACAAUUAGCAAGAACACUGGUGGCUCGACUUCAUCAACAAAGGGAACUGAUAAGCCAACUAAGACUGCAAAUACCACCAACAAUCCAAAGAAGGGAAAGAAACAAGAAGGUAAUAAGCAGCAGCCUGUCAAGCAAGCUGGAGAUGCACCAGUGCAGAAAAAGCAGAAGACAGAAGGUUUGAAGAACGCUGGGAUGUCCCCAGUGCAGAAGAAGCAGAAGCCAGAAGCUUUAAAGAGAAAGUUCAAAUUUUGGUGUGAGAUGUGUCAGGUGGGUACUCACGGCCGGGCUGUUAUGGCCUCUCACCAGAAGGGGAGGAAGCAUGUAUCCCUGUUGGAGAAACUGAAGAAAGAAAAUGGAUCUAUCCCAGGCACAAAUACCUCAUCAGAGUCUACUCAUGACAAGCCCAAAAAUGUAGACACUGAGGCCAAGGAGGCAAAUGGGGAGACAGAAAAAUUAGAUGGGGAAGUAGAGGGAGUGGUAGAGGCUGAUACGAAGGAGGCAGGAAAUGCGAAAGAAGACGAAUCAGCUGAUAAAAAUGAGGCAGGUGAUGCAAAAGAAGAUGAAUCAGCUGAUAAAAAGGAGGCAGGUGAUGCAAAAGAAGAUGAAUCAGCUGAUAAAAAGGAGGCAGGUGAUCCAAAAGAAGAUGAAUCAGCUGAUAAAAAGGAGGCAGGUGAUGCAAAAGAAGAUGAAUCAGCUGAAGGAGACAUGGAUGGUUCAGGCCCAUCUUGUGUGUCAUCCCAGCUUUAGGUAAGUAGUGAAAGUCUGAAAGAGAACUUGGUUAUCUGGAGUGGGACCAAUGAUCUAUUGAGCAGUCCUCUUUGUUAGUUAUUAAAUGUAGUACUAGGUGAUCCCCCCUUGUAGCACAACUUCCUUUGUUCUGGCUUAUUUAGUGUUCUAGUGGUUCGCUUUA
Messenger RNA from Macadamia integrifolia, 1906 nucleotides. Its product is annotated as cylicin-2-like. NCBI's taxonomy places the organism in Eukaryota, Viridiplantae, Streptophyta, Magnoliopsida, Proteales, Proteaceae. The record is from RefSeq and is a predicted model, not a curated record. Gene Ontology annotation, molecular function: nucleic acid binding; zinc ion binding. The transcript is spliced from 3 exons. Bases 160 to 1743 code for a protein of 527 amino acids.